Colletotrichum higginsianum IMI 349063 is the source of this 360-nucleotide messenger RNA. RefSeq lists its product as uncharacterized. Lineage: Eukaryota; Fungi; Ascomycota; Sordariomycetes; Glomerellales; Glomerellaceae. The record is from RefSeq and is a predicted model, not a curated record. The transcript has a single exon. Bases 1 to 360 code for a protein of 119 amino acids.
AUGAAUUCCCACCAGGCCGAUGCCUCGGUUACCACUACCCCUACUCGGAACCUCGCUCAGCGGCUACCACCGAAUCCUGAUGCCACCGACUUGGACCUCGAGCCGACUCCAAGGCCUCUGCGAGCAGACCUCACCCUCUCUCUGGUUGCUCGCCAGAUGGCACAGUCUGACACCAGCAGCGUUGCUUCUUCCUCCGCCGCUAGUCUACCCUGUGAUGACGAUAUGAGUAAAUGCCUUGAUCUCGACGCGACUGCGGUGUUUCUUGACGUGGUGAAAGUCCAUCAAGGACUAAACAAGUCGGAGAACUCGAAUCUUAAGCUGUUUUCCGCCCUUAUCAAGAUGCUGGCUCGAGGGGUAUAA